Molecule: messenger RNA, 3131 nt
Organism: Columba livia (rock pigeon)
Lineage: Eukaryota; Metazoa; Chordata; Aves; Columbiformes; Columbidae
Product: monocarboxylate transporter 13
Exons: 6
Coding region: 524-1900 (458 amino acids)
Biological process (GO): monocarboxylic acid transport; transmembrane transport
Cellular component (GO): plasma membrane
Molecular function (GO): monocarboxylic acid transmembrane transporter activity
Source: RefSeq, a predicted model, not a curated record
UUCUCUCAUUCCCUCCCUCCAUCCCUGAUUUUGCUUUCUUUGAUCUCUAGUCAGAACAGAACUUUGUUUUUCUGAGUGUAGGUGGAGUCAAAUGACUUUUGGGGAGGUGAGGAGGGGAUUCUUAUAAAAUCUGACAGCUUACACAUCCUGAAUGAGACAAGUUAGUUUGUUCAGAUAGACUGUGCACGCAACGCACAAUAGGUAAGAUGACCCAGCGGUUUACAGCAGAACUGAAGAACAUACAUACGACUGGAAGGUGAAGAAAGAGCUUCAUAUCACAUAAAAGCCUGGGUUACCUGAAUAAGUGUUUUAGGUUCUCCUGACAUCAUGUACCUCAGUGGGGCAGAUCACAGGACUAAUGACUGCUGCUUCGUACUGGAUGGCUUCUAGUGGUAUGGAUUCCUUGAACCCUCAUCUUUCCCAGCUGCACAAAGGGAAGAUAAAUAUCUGUUAAAAAUCCUCACCGCUAUCACUACCGCCCCAGAAAAAACGAAAUUGAGAGAAGAUCCAAGAACUAGAAAGGAUGCACGCCAAAGACAGCAGUCCACCAGAUGGUGGCUAUGGAUGGGUUGUGGUAGUGUCAGCCUUCAUGGUGAUGGGCCUCACUGCUGCUGUCCUCAAGACUUUUGGUCUUUUCUUUGUUGAAAUUCAGCAGCACUUUGAUGAACUUGCAAGCACCACUUCUUGGAUCACAUCAGUGACUAUUGCCAUCUUUCAUUUAGGAGCCCCUGUGGCCAGCUCACUAUGUGUACGAUACAGUCAUCGGGCAGUUGUGAUCACUGGAGGAUUCCUGGCUUUUUCAGGAAUGGCACUGGGAUUUUUUGGACUCAACAUGGUCUGGAUGUAUGCAACGACUGGCUUCCUACAGGGACUUGGGAUUUCCUUUUCAUGGACACCAGCCAUUAGCAUUGUUAGCCAUUAUUUCUCCAAGAAAAGAGCUUUGGCCAAUGCUAUUGCCAGUGCUGGAGAAUGUGCCUUUGCAUUCACGUUUGGGCCAUUUUUCCAGUGGCUGAUUGGUCAAUACGGAUGGAAAGGUGCCCUCUUGAUCAUAGGUGGCAUCCAACUCAACAUUUGUGUCUGUGGAAUACUGAUGCGGCCCCUGGCAAGCAGCUGCCUCCUUGAGGACAGACAGUCUAGAGUUGGGACACCACUUGACAAUGGUGCAUCUAGGACAGGUGAAGAUAAGUCUCCCAUCACACACAAAACCUUCAACUGGAUGCUUGUGAGGCGACCGGAGUUUGUGCUUUAUGCCAUUUUUGGCAUAUUAGCUGCUAUGAGUUUUUUUGUUCCCCCGUUAUUUUUAGUUCCAUUGAGCUACAGCCUGGGAAUUGAUGAAUCGUGGACUGCAUCCCUCCUAUCCAUUUUGGCUAUGGUGGACUUCACAGGCAGACUGCUAUGUGGCUGGUACGCCAACCUCAACAUUACCAAAACUGUUCAUUUGCUGACAAUGACAAUUACACUGAUCAGCACUUCCUUGAUGCUGUUGCCACUAGCUAACAAUUACUUGUCCUUGGCAAUAUUCACUGGCUUCUAUGGAUUCUUCUUUGGCAUGACAGUCGCUGUUCACAUUACAGUCCUAGCAGAUGUUGUAGGCAUGCCAGACUUUGACAGUGCUUUAGGGCUUUUCAUGCUCAUUCGAAGCACAGGAGGUUUCGUGGGGCCUCCUCUUGCUGGUCUGAUCGUGGACAUGGCGGGAGAUUACAGAGCAGGCUUCUACAUGGCAGGAGCCACUCUUGUCCUGUCAGCUGGAUUUUUAGUUAUUUUAGAUCAGUUUCAACAGAGGAAAGAAAGAGGAAGCCAGACUAACACUAAACUUGAAAAGUCAAUGUUACCCUACCCAUCCCUCCAUCCCCUGAAACUUCAAAACAGUAGGUAUCGAGAACAUGAUGCAGUGGUGUGACUACAUUGGACAUCUUACAGCAUUUCAGGAUAUGCGGAAGUGUUUUAUUUUCUCCAAACUCAAUAUUACUAGGAUUAAUAAAAUGAUGGAAGUUUGGGAUAACAAUGUUUGAAACUGAGGAGGAAAGUCAUUAGUUUACAAGCAAACCACACCAGUAACCAUUAUCGUAUUAUUUUGAUGUCAAGUUGCAUUUUGACUACACAAGUCUUCAACACAGUCCCACAGGGCUGUGAUAAGUGAAGUAGGGAAAAGAUGAUCUAAAUGAAAUUACCUUGAAGCAUGUAUGCGGUGUAUAGAAACGCUCUCCCCAAAUACAGGCUGCAGCAAUCACUAUCAAAUAGGAAGAGCCAUCAGCUCAGAGAUAUUUAGCUUGGGGAUGUAGUGUUCAGUAUUUUCAUCAAGCAAGUUGGAUGUGAAAGUGAGAGUAAAUCAAUAUAGUUUUGAGCUAAAGCAUUUGCAAGCACUCUACAGAGCAGGGCUGGAAUCUGAUAAAUAAAUAAACCUGAUAAAUGGGAAAGUUACAGGAAUAAUGCAAUUCAGUAGAGACAAGUGCAGGCCUAAAUAUCAGAAAUAAAAAGCAAAAUAUACACACAUAAAAUGGGGAAGGAUUGAUGAACAAUAGAGGAAGACCUAAGGCUACAGUGGGCUCAAACGUAGUAAGAAUUCCUAAUGCAGCCCUUUAUUAAAAAUAGAAAAUGUCUUUCUGUGCUAUGCUAAGAUAGAAGAGAUAAUGAUGCUUGCAAGGCUUUAACUGGAAGUGAUACAUAAGUUGUAAAGAAUUAAGUGAAAAGAGAAUGAGAGAGGUUGAGAAAAUAGAGCCUAAUGAAAAAGUGUGUGAAAUAAAAUUUGUCUGGUUUACAAGGUAAAAGUCUGUAGAGAGCAUGAGAACAGCCUUCAAAUCCAUAAUAGGUUGAGAUAAAGAAGGCACAAUAAAUUCAUUUCCUUGCUAAAGCAAUUAGUAAUUGAUAAAAUUUGUUAUGUAAUGGGGAAUAAACAUCAUUGUAGCCUGUUAAACGCAGAAACAGGCCAUAGUGAGAAUAGGAAAACACAGAGAUAUCAAAGAAUAGAUAAUACAUGAGAGAGAAUCGAAAUAUAUUCAGUUGUGCAUGAGAACAGUGGGAUUGACUAGAUGACUUCCUGAGGUCCUCUUUAGUUGCAAGUUUCAACUGAGACUCUUUGGGCAAAUAUUUGAUUAUUUGAUUUAUGAAAAUAAAAGGAGUCUGUAUACAAA